AUGAGGAACCCCCCUCAAAGUCUCGCCGUCGCAUUCUUGCUUGCGCGUCAUGCCGGCGACUCAAAAGUCGUUGCGAGUAUAAUGAUCACUUGUUCACUCGAAGAAGAAGGUCAGCGCGUGACAACGGCCGAAGUCACCAACGACAACAACAAAUCAGAGGAUCAUGACAGGCUGGCUAGAUUAGAGUCAUCGGUGACGGAAACGAAACAUUCGGUCGAAACAAUCUUGAGCUUCCUGCAAGAGCACUUCAAAGACCCAUCCGAGCUGCUCAGCCGCUCCUCCUCCGGCCAGAAUGCACACAAGCCAGCAAGAAACGAUCCCGAAUGUGCACCUCUGACAGGCGUACAGGACAACCUCAACAAGUCCGGCCCCAUUUUGAUGGUCAGACAAUAUCGCUCGAGCAUGCGUAGGCUGUACAAAGAAGCAGAUCGCGAUAUCAUUACACAGCAGAUCUUGCCGCAAGAAGUCACAGAGAGACUGCUCUCAAAUUUUAUGAGCCGCCUAGGCCAUAUCCUACAAAUCACGCAAGACGAAGACAUGACGACCGGGACUCCUGUUCGACAGAGCUCACCAUUGCUCUACGCCGUGUGCUGCCUCAAUGGCCUGCGCUUCUGCGACCAGCCCAAUUUGAUCAACACACGCCACCAUAGGCAGCUUUAUGAAGCAGUUAGAGACAUGCUUGGCCAGGUCGUUCUCGCUAGCCCUUUGCCGGUACCAGAGCUAUACGCUUUGCUCAUUAUGUCAACGUUCGAAGCUGCCCCAAGACCUGCAUUCGAGUACAUUGAAAGCUGGCUUCUGAGUGGAAUUUGUGCAAAGCAAGCUAUAUCAAGCAUAGAUUUUGCUCAAAUACUGGCCAAUCUGACAUUGGGAAGACACCAAAGCAAAGACAGGAAGUAUCUAUCCUUGUGGAACAACAUUUGCCUUAUCAACCUCAGAUUUGCUGUUGGAACGGGUAAACCGACUUCGAUUCCAUCAGAGUAUUUGCAACACUGUCAGGCAAUCCUGAACCAUCCCGAAGCUUCCACCGAAGAUAGGAUAACACUCGCAGAAAUACUACUCCUAUCUGUAUUGUGCCAAAAACCCAGAUCCUCGUUGCUGCUUGAUCGAGGCGGCAAAUCUCAAGACCUAGAGGCAUGGGAGCAGAAAUGGGCACAUCUACUGGAUUUGCCUAAUGCGACAUUCCUCCGGUUCUGUCGCGAAUUUGCAUAUCUCGUGUUGGCAAUGCACACACUCGAAAGACAUCGUGCCGCAAAUGCGCAAGAAGGCUUGGAAAAGCCUACCGGUGAAAGAACCGGUAUCAUUUCGAAUUCCGACACGGGCCAUCGGGAUAUGCUUCUGGACACUUUUCAGAGCUACAUACUGGACCACGCUCUUUCGAUGGCCCGUGUAUUUCUGAGCAUGUCGACGUCCUUUGUGGAAGAACUUCCAAAGUUUCAUUAUAUUUGCAUCGCUUACUGCGUGCUUGUCCUGGUGGAAUGCAGCGAACGUGUGCGCUCCGAGUUGCAGGAAGACAUCAUACAGGUCAUUGAUGAUGUCUACAAGCAUUUCUCUCGAGCUACAGAUGAGCUCCCCGCCGCCAUAAGCGUUGCUGUAGAGAAUGCCAGGCUUGGCCAAAAACAUAGCAGGUCCUCGAAACAGACCGAGCACCUUAUUCCAACAGGUUCUCUGGCGCCCUUCUCCACAGCAGACCUAGGUCCAGGCAACAUUUCUAAAGAAAGUCGAGAACAGUUUUCCGAUCAUCCAUUAGACGGACGAACUUGCCCCGGUUCCCAAAGUUCAACUUCUAUCCAUGGAACCCUCCACCGUUCAGAAAGCAACACAUAUCCGUAUCCCAACAUGGACGGGCUCGAUGAUAACCUGACAUUUCCUGCCCUUCCGGCUGUCGAAGAUUUCUUUGAAAGUUGGAUGAUGGAUGAGGGCAAUGAGUAUUCGGAGUACACCCUCCCUGACUGAGCGAUAUUUCGAUAGCGCUAACGUACCUCAACGCACGCAGCAGUCAGUUCGUGCCUGCUCAUUCGACGGAUCCGAAAGACUCUUCUGCUGGCCAAAACAUCCAUAUUCCGGCUAUACAAAACUUCAGACCGCUGGCAGCGAAAAAUAUUGCAGGGAUACCUCCUUGGCUUCUACUCAGCCGACCACCGCAGACAGCCCCUAGUAAAAAGGCGCCUACGGCAAAGAACCGUCGAUUCCGGGGCAGAUUCUUUUUGAAACGCUGCAGCAACUUUACGUCCGAGGCAAGCCCAAAAUAGACGCUAGUCAGCACCGUUGUUGGGAUUUCCUUAAAACCCAAUACGUCACUUGUCCAGACUUGUCCUCCAGCCUGAAAUCCAAGGAAGACCAGGGGAACAAGGACCAUCAUUGACUCGGAAUCCUCGUUAGCGCCUGGUACAGCCUUUGCCUGCACAAGUACGGCAGCAAUCCCCAGGCAGAGUCCUUGCACCAAGAAGGAUAUCGCCAGCAUUCCUCGACUCCUCGGUCUAUAAUGCCGGCUCGCGGAGAAAACGAAGCAGCCCGUAACGAAGGACAAGAUUGCUAUCAGUGAGCGGAGCCAGCCAUAAGGCUUCGAGGCCGGGAGUCCUGCUGCGGCGAGUCCAAGAAAAAUGGUGUUGCCUGCAAGCCAGUAUCAGCCUCGAAAUAUCUCUAGGAUGCUUUCUUUGGAGAACGGCCUAAUUUUGAGGGAAAAGACGAACCGGUCUGCAUGCACC
Molecule: messenger RNA, 2705 nt
Organism: Cladophialophora immunda
Lineage: Eukaryota; Fungi; Ascomycota; Eurotiomycetes; Chaetothyriales; Herpotrichiellaceae
Exons: 7
Coding region: 1-1953 (650 amino acids)
Biological process (GO): regulation of DNA-templated transcription
Cellular component (GO): nucleus
Molecular function (GO): transcription cis-regulatory region binding; DNA-binding transcription factor activity, RNA polymerase II-specific
Source: RefSeq, a predicted model, not a curated record